UAUGGACACACAUCAUUUAAUUAACAUUAUUACUAUUUUCAAAGUGUUAGUAAAAAAACUCGUAGGGCUGAGCUGUCUCUCUCCCUCUCUCACUUAUAAUUCAUUUCCCUCUUCACUAUCUCUUCUUCUUCACUGCAAACUUUCUCCACAAAUGUCAUGAAGCAAUGAAGACGAAGAUGAUGAUGAAGAAGACGACCAUGUCUCAGAUCUAUGCUCUUAUUUUCACCUUCUUCUUCUUCUUCUUCUUCUUCUCCACGAGCCUCUCUCACUCUCUUCCACUCACUUUCAAUGACAACCUCUCCGACAACGAAGUCCGGCUAAUCACAAAACGUCAGCUUCUCUACUACCGCGACGAGUUCGGCGACCGCGGCGAGAAUGUUGUCGUCGAUCCGACUCUAGUCUUCGAGAAUCCACGCCUCCGUAACGCUUACGUAGCUCUCCAAGCUUGGAAACAAGCUAUUCUCUCUGAUCCCAACAACUUCACCACCAACUGGAUCGGCUCUAACGUUUGCGGUUACACCGGAGUCUUCUGCGCUCCGGCGUUGGACAACCGUCGGAUCCGUACCGUAGCCGGGAUAGAUCUCAACCACGCUGACAUUGCUGGCUACUUGCCUCAAGAACUCGGUUUGUUAACGGAUCUCGCUUUGUUUCAUGUUAAUUCAAACCGGUUUUGUGGAACCGUACCGCAUCGGUUUAAUCGGCUUAAGCUUUUGUUCGAGCUUGAUCUCAGUAACAACCGGUUCGCCGGAAUAUUCCCUGCCGUUGUUCUCCAAUUACCGUCGUUGAAGUUUCUCGAUCUGAGGUUCAACGAGUUUGAAGGACCUGUACCGAGAGAGCUCUUCAGCAAAGAUCUAGAUGCGAUUUUUAUUAACCAUAACCGGUUCCGGUUCGAGUUACCGGAUAAUUUGGGAGAUUCUCCGGUUUCAGUCAUCGUCGUCGCGAAUAAUCACUUCCACGGUUGUAUUCCGACGAGUUUGGGAGAUAUGAGGAACCUUGAAGAGAUCAUCUUCAUGAACAAUGGGUUUAACUCUUGUUUGCCGUCUCAGAUCGGGCGGUUGAAGAAUGUAACGGUAUUUGAUUUCAGUUUUAACGAACUUGUUGGGCCGUUACCGGCGAGUGUUGGCGGGAUGGUUUCGUUGGAGCAGUUGAAUGUGGCGCAUAACAGAUUCUCCGGUAAGAUUCCGGCGAGUAUUUGUCAGUUGCCGAGGCUGGAGAACUUUACUUUCAGUUAUAAUUUCUUUACCGGAGAGCCGCCGGUAUGUCUAGGGCUGCCUGGAUUUGAUGAUCGGCGUAAUUGUUUGCCGGCUAGACCUGCGCAGAGAUCUCCGGGACAAUGUGCUGCUUUCUCUUCUCUUCCGCCGGUGGAUUGUGGAUCGUUUGGAUGUGCUCGUUCUUCUCGGCCUCCGGUUGUUGUCCCGUCACCGCCGACAACACCUUCACCUGGUUCGCCUCCGAUCACUGUCCCGUCUCCUCCGUCAACUCCUGGUUCUCCUCCGAUCACUGUCCCGUCCCCUCCGUCAACACCUGGUUCGCCUCCGUCAACGCCUGGUUCUCCACCGUCAACUCCCGGUUCACCUCCUGGAACUCCCGGUUCACCUCCGUCAACUCCUGGAACUCCCGGUUCACCUCCGUCAACUCCUGGAACUCCCGGUUCACCUCCGUCAGCGCCCGGUUCUCCUCCGAUCACUGUCCCGUCUCCUCCGUCAACGCCCGGUUCUCCACCGUCGUCAACUCCUGGUUCUCCUCCAUCAACGCCUGGUUCGCCUCCGUCAACACCCGGUUCCCCUCCGUCAACUCCUGGUUCCCCUCCGUCAACGCCUGGUUCGCCUCCGUCAACUCCUGGAACUCCGCCGUCAACACCUGGUUCCCCUCCGUCACCGUCUAUUUCUCCGAGUCCUCCAUCGCCAUCUAGUCCACCAACUCCGGUAUCACCUGGUCAACAUUCACCACCAUUUUUCCCAAGUCCACCAUACACAGGCCCGUCUCCGCCGUCAACUCCUGGUCAUCCUUCACCGCCUAUGAUUCCUAGUCCUCCCACCACAGGCCCGUCUCCGCCGUCAACUCCACCCUCAACACCUUCCCCUCUGCCUCCGUCUUACUCUCCUAGGCCGCCACCUCCACCGUCAACAGGAUACUCUCCUCCAUCACCACCUCCUACGCCAACAUAUAUUCCGUUCCCAUCACCUCCACCUCCUCCGCCGCAAACAUACAAUCCGCCGCAGCCAACUCCAUCACAACCACCGCAAGCUCCAGUUUACUACGUUCCCCCUCCUCCACCUCCCCCUCACUCACAGUUGUCACCCCCAUCACCAGCCCCCUACUACUACAGCUCACCACCACCACCGCCGCAUUACUCAUUACCGCCACCACCCCAUGCACCAUGCAUAGAAUACACACCACCUCCACCUCCAGCCGUACAUUACAAUCCCCCGCCGCCACCACCGGAGCACUACAGUCCCCCACCGUCACCACCGGUUUACUACUACAACUCACCGCCACCACCACCAACAGUACACUACAGUCCCCCUCCUCCACCGGUAAUUCAUCACAGCCCACCACCGCCGUCUCCAGCAUACGAGGGACCACUGCCGCCGAUUCCCGGAAUAUCAUACGCUUCACCACCACCGCCUCCCUUCUACUGAUUCUCUUUAUCAGAAUUUUCUCAAAAAACGGGUCCCACCACUUACGCUAAAACCCGAAGCCGAAACGAUGUCGUCUCAGAUUGAUGGAAACAUCAGACACACGGCGUCGUUUUAACCAUUUCUUGCCGAGAGAGAGAGAAAGAAAGAGAGGGAAAUUAGGGUUUGCAGGUAAAAAAAGUUGGAUAUUCUCCGAAAGAUUUAUUUUGGGGUGUGAAAAAAUUUUAAAAAGAGGGAAAUUAGGGUUUGCAGGUAAAAAAAGUUGUAUGUAAUUAGAGGGAAAAUUAUAUUAAUAUAUAUGGAGCAACCUCAUCUUUAUGCUCCUUAUUACUCGUCUAUUUAACUAAUAUAAUAAUUAUCAUUGCUGCUCAAAAUGUCUUUUUUUUUUUAAUAAACUCGUAUCUUUUUUGGA
Messenger RNA from Camelina sativa (false flax), 3051 nucleotides. RefSeq names its product leucine-rich repeat extensin-like protein 5. Gene Ontology annotation, molecular function: protein binding. The record is from RefSeq and is a predicted model, not a curated record. Lineage: Eukaryota; Viridiplantae; Streptophyta; Magnoliopsida; Brassicales; Brassicaceae.